GUUCUGACUUCUCACAAUGAUCUCAAAGACCGCCGUCGUGUUGGCCCUUGUGGCUGUCGCUGUAGCUGCUCCCUCACAGCCCACGUAUGGCUAUACCCCGGAACCCACAUAUGAGGAACCUGCCAAGUACGACUUCAACUACGCUGUAAAGGACGACUACUCCGGCAACGACUUCGGCCACCAGGAAGCUCGUGAUGGGUACAACACCCAAGGUUCCUACUACGUCCUCCUUCCCGACGGUCGUCUGCAGAACCUGCUACGAACCUGCUCCUGCCUACAAGCCUGCUCCCGCUUACGAACCUGCCCCUGCCUACAAGCCUACUCCUGCUUACAAGCCUGCUCCCGCUUACGAACCUGCCCCUGCUACAAGCCUGCUCCUGCCUACAAGCCUGCUCCCGCUUACGAACCUGCCCCUGCCUACAAGCCUGCUCCCGCUUACGAACCUGCUCCUGCCUACAAGCCUGCCCCUGCCUACAAGCCAACCCCAGCCUACGCCUAA
Penaeus vannamei (Pacific white shrimp) is the source of this 499-nucleotide messenger RNA. NCBI's taxonomy places the organism in Eukaryota, Metazoa, Arthropoda, Malacostraca, Decapoda, Penaeidae. The record is from RefSeq and is a predicted model, not a curated record.